AUGGCGGCCUACAUGAAGGCCUGUGCAAUGGUAAAAAAUGCCCAGGCCGAACAACAGAACUCAGUUCUGUUCCCUCCGCCUGCUGGUCCUUACUCUUCAUACCUCUUACUGGAGGAAGAUGAACAUGAUGAUAAUGGUGCCUCUGAAUCAUGCUGCUGGGGAUGUUGUAAUUGCUACCUGAGAGAAUUGCCAUUUCCCCAAAACAAAUGCUUAAGAAUCGAAUACACUACAACUACAAGUAAUGGGACAAGUUCAACCACUUGGACAGAAUGCGAUAGGGUGUACUGUAUUCCUGUUUUGGGCAAACCCAUCUCCUCCCAUUGCUACUAUGUUGUGCGAGCUGAAGGCAAGCACAAGGGAUUAGUGGAAACAUGCUCUACUGAAGAAGACAUGAGAACAUUUUGCUGUUGUAGAUGUGUGAAAGAUGUUCAUCCUAGAGCUUUUCAACCCACAAACUCAUAUCAACAAAUGAAAAUAAUCUCCUCAAAGAAGUACAGAUUUGCAACCAAGAGCAUAGCUUCUGAUGGUUUCCCUCAUUUUUUGCGUAGGACUAAUUGGAGUGUGGUAACCAAAGAGAUGCGUGGUAAUCAUGGCAGACUUGCUCAUGUUGGAGGUGAAAAUACUGAGCUGAGAGCACAAUUUCCCCCUUUUGAUUUCUCUUUGCUAGAGAAAAGGCCUCCUAUUGUUAUAGUUGGGGAGUGGUACUGCCCUUUUAUCUUUAUCAAUGAAUUGGGUACCAGAUUGGAGGAUGUUAAGAUUCAGCUCAUGGAGUGUCCCUUCUAUAAGAUGGAUCUAGAAAAGUUCUGGGAAGAGAUGUAUUCAAUUCAAGGUAUGACAGGAAAAGAUGUUCAUGUGGACCAAACCUUGAAGGCUACUGGUGUGAAACUUAGCUGGCCCAUCAUUGCCAAAAUGAGGGCUGAUCAAGAUAGAUAUGGAUUAGAUCAAGAGGGAAGAUAUGUAAGGGUGAAGAAAUCAUUUAGUGGCAGUGGGAUGAAAGGAAAAUUUGCCUGUUAUGUUGUAGUGGAAACAUAUGUAUUGAAAAGAAUGGAUGGGAACGUUGUACUUAGUUAUUCAUUUAGAAAUCCGAAACUAAUACAGGGGAAGUGGGAAGUGUGGGAAGUGUGA
Cryptomeria japonica (Japanese cedar) is the source of this 1125-nucleotide messenger RNA. RefSeq lists its product as uncharacterized. The record is from RefSeq and is a predicted model, not a curated record. Bases 1 to 1125 code for a protein of 374 amino acids. NCBI's taxonomy places the organism in Eukaryota, Viridiplantae, Streptophyta, Pinopsida, Cupressales, Cupressaceae. The transcript is spliced from 3 exons.